UGAGCGUGCGGUAUUAUGUCACGCGGCAUCCGGCGCGCCCCACCGCGGCGGGGGGGUCAGCGGCGAGCGCGGCCGCCGCGACUCGCGCGCCGCCCGCCGCCGCGCCAGCACGCCCGCGCACGCGCCGCGCCCCGCGAUGUGCAGUCAGUGAGCGACAUGGAGUACCAGCACUCGCAGCCCGUCCAGCCGCUCGGCCCGCCGGCGCCGCCGCCGCCGCUGCUGCCGCCGCCCACCCUGCCCUCGCUGCCGCAGCUGCAGCACGGCCACGUCCAGGACGACGACCGCUGGAGCCAGUACCACGUGUGGAGGCAGCACGUCUUCGUCAACGGCAAGUCGGUGAACGCAAAGGACGCGCUCGAAGACAAGAAGGAUGACAACGAGCUGUGGGAGGCGCAGGCCGCCUUCCUCGGCCCCAACCUCUGGGACAAGACGCUACCCUACGAUCCAGAUCUCAAGUACGUGGACCUAGAUGAGUUCCUGUCAGAGAAUGGCAUGCCCGGCGAGGGGCUGGGCGGCCCGCACCUUGGUGGUUCGGCCUUCGGCGCCGGCGCCGGCCUGGCGCUCGGACUCCAGGCGCCGGUUACCAAGCGCGAGCGCUCGCCCUCCCCGUCGGACUGCAUGAGCCCUGACACCAUCAACCCGCCGCUGUCGCCCGCCGACUCCACAUUCUCUAUGGCAUCGUCGGGCCGCGACUUCGACCCUCGGACGCGAGCCUUCUCCGACGAUGAGCUGAAGCCGCAGCCCAUGAUCAAGAAGUCCCGGAAACAGGUAAAUGAAUUCGUCCCGGAUGACCUGAAGGAUGACAAGUACUGGGCGCGCCGACGGAAGAACAACAUGGCUGCCAAACGGUCGCGGGAUGCUCGUCGGAUGAAGGAGAAUCAAAUUGCACUUCGGGCCGGUUACCUCGAAAAGGAGAACAUGGGGUUGCGGCAGGAGGUGGAGUUGCUGAAGAAGGAGAACCACAUCUUGCGCGACAAGCUCUCCAAGUACUCAGAAGUGUGAGCGCCGCCAGGCACAGUUAUACCGCACAUAAUGAAGCGCCGUGCGGUGCAGUGCGGUGCGGUGCGCCGCCUCGGGCUCGCAGCCCUACCAUCUACUCGUAUUCGUAACGCUUUUCAAAUAUUCGGUUUAAAUGUACUUUACUGACUAAUCGUAUUGUUAACGUGCUGUGUAACUAUCGCCCCGCCCUCCCCCCGGCAGCGUCUUCCCCCCGCGCCCGCACGACUCGAUUCGCUGAAGUGGCCGCGUCACGGUCCGCGUGACGUCACGACGGCGCCCGCGCACUGCCGGCGGACGCUCUAGGGGCGGCUCGGCGAAUCGACCGGACUUCUCGCUCCUCGUUAAGUUAUCGUUAGUUCAUUUACGAAGCAGUUACCGUGAGUUGUUCUCUUAGUUUAAGGUGAUCUUUGCCAAAGCUCGGCUCGACCUCCGACCUUUCGUCGUCUCUAAUUCCUUCUUCGGACUCGGUUCGACACUCUACAGGGUUAGUCAAUGACGUACGGACCAAAUUUUACGAAGUCGUUAUUUUUAAAGAAGUUUGCCGCGUCCCCGUCCCGAGCGCCCCGGCGCCGGCGGCUCGUCUAAGUUAAUGUUGUUGAGUAUUGAUACUACGGCCCAGGCCGCGCACGCGGAUUGCUCAAGUGGCUCGCGCAAGUAGUGCUGCGUCUGUACAUAGGUAGUUGUAAUGGCGCCGCGCCGCGGACAGUCCGCCCGCCCUCCGUCCCGCCGCCCGCGGCGCGGCGCUUCGCUGAGCUCGCUUCGUAGACCGCUCCCAGACCGGCCGCGGGGCGGCCCGGCCCGCCCGGCGCGGCGUCGGCCCGGCGUCGACCCGAGCCGGCGUCGGCCCAGCGUCGACCCGGCCCGGCGUCGGCCCAGCGCCGACCCGCGCCGGCGUCGGCCCGCCGCUUCGCGCGCGUCGCCCGUCGUUUCCGUAGUGAGCGAACACUAGUUUCGUUUCAAAUUUACUUAGUGAAUAGUUUAAGUAGUCCGUAGUUUCCGUAGCGUAGUCGUUUUUAGUCUAUUUUGUUAUGGCUGUAGUUGUUAACGUUUUAAAAGUUUAUAUUUUUUUUAGUUUUACAAACCUCGCGCGCCGCGCGUGUCCCACAUGUCUGCAUCAACUGGACUCCCAAACCGUACUCUCUUUGACUCGUGCUAAUGUUAUAUUGAUAUAUUUUUGUAGGUGUUUGUCGUUGAUAAAUGAGUCAAUUGAAUGUUUAUUGAAUUAAAAUAAAUUAAUGUUUAUGGACUAAGACUAAGAAGUUGUUGCAUUUUAAAGUAUUUUAUGAAUACAAAGCGAGAACAAUAAAAUGUUUUUUCUAUAAAGGUUUACAUGUGAAGGAUAAUAUAAAGGUGUGACGGUUGAACUUUUAAAAUGCACUGUUUCAUAUCAAAUGAUAUAACUCUUAUAUUGUGUAAUGAAUUUAAUGUUAUUCGGCAUUUGAUAUUCCAUCUUGUUUGUUAAAUGGUAUACAUUAAAUUAUGCUAAAUAUCAUGUACGUGGUACUUAUACUGUUUACAUAAUAAUGAAAUUGUUUCUGCAGACAUCAUAACGGUUGGGUGUGUACUGUGUGUGUAACACUUGUCAGUGUGAGCGGCAGCGAGAGCCCGCUCCGUAUGUGUAUUGACAACGUAAUACCAUAUUGAUAUAUGUAGUAUUUUAAAAGAGUCUAAUUUAAAUUUUUAAUUUAAAUGGUUCUAUGGAUUGAAAUAAAUGUUAAUUGUUGUAUUUAUGUUUAUUUAUUUUGCGGCCGGCCGGUGCGCUUGAGCGCCUGGUCACCAGGAGAAAUGGUCACCAGGCCGCCUGUCGCCAGAACUCCGCGCGCCGGGCGGCCGGAAGCCGGCUAGUUUACUAAGCCGCUGAUACAUUUCCUCGAUCGCUGUUUUAUGUAAUAAAUCGUGGUAAAAAGUACCUUGCACAAA
Bicyclus anynana (squinting bush brown) is the source of this 2919-nucleotide messenger RNA. It is a transcript of the gene Pdp1, whose product is annotated as hepatic leukemia factor. Gene Ontology annotation, molecular function: RNA polymerase II cis-regulatory region sequence-specific DNA binding; DNA-binding transcription factor activity, RNA polymerase II-specific. The coding region runs from base 16 to 1002 and encodes 328 amino acids. Gene Ontology annotation, cellular component: nucleus. The transcript is spliced from 7 exons. NCBI's taxonomy places the organism in Eukaryota, Metazoa, Arthropoda, Insecta, Lepidoptera, Nymphalidae. Gene Ontology annotation, biological process: regulation of transcription by RNA polymerase II. The record is from RefSeq and is a predicted model, not a curated record.